Spea bombifrons (plains spadefoot toad) is the source of this 2074-nucleotide messenger RNA. RefSeq names its product meiosis 1 associated protein (gene M1AP). The record is from RefSeq and is a predicted model, not a curated record. The transcript has 9 exons. Gene Ontology annotation, biological process: male meiosis chromosome separation; spermatogenesis; meiosis I. NCBI's taxonomy places the organism in Eukaryota, Metazoa, Chordata, Amphibia, Anura, Pelobatidae. The coding region runs from base 1 to 1569 and encodes 522 amino acids.
AUGAAUGCCAAUACUGUUCACGGGGGUGUUUUGCGCCCGCUGGCGCGGGCCGCACCAUACACGUUACUGAUAGACGUGGCUCCUCGCGGGUGGGGCCUGAUGGGUGUGGCUCUGUGUGACGCUGUGUGUAACGCUCUCUGUCUGUUUGCCGCCUCCAACCAGCCCGACAGACUGCUGGGUGUCUACACCAUGGCAGAGAGACAUCAGUGUGUGCUCCCCCUGCUGAUCAGAGGGAAUCUCGCUCGCUUCCACAAUUGUCUCACAGAGCUGCGGUCUCUCCCACGUGAUGGACUCUGCACUCCUCGCGUGGGCUCCGUGGCCUUGGCUGUGCGCGACGCUCUGCAACAGAACAAGCAAUUAACCCAGCAUUCCUGCCCCGAAACCACCAUGCACAGCGGCUUCAUAGAGGUCACAGUUGUGUCUGCGCGGUUGGGCCCCGAGGUUAUGGCGGAGUUGGAUGAUGGGCUGAAAGACGCAGAUCUCCGGACCCUGCGAAGGUUACUCGUUCUGCAGAUCUGCGACCCAACGGGAGCCGCGAGUGACAGCGACUGCCCAGACCCGGGGGCCACAACAAGCUUCUCGCCGUGUGAUGUUGAGUUCCGCGCGGUUCCCUGCGAUGCUCUCAGUCUUGAGAGUUUCUUCAAGUUGUGGCUUUUUGAGGCAAGUCCUGAGCGAGAGACGCUCUGCAUCGCUCUGCCCAACGGAGACGCACCAUUGCGUCUAGUGUGUGAUGUUCACCGGCGGCUCAUAGACCCGGAGGUUUUGCAGAGAGCACAAAGACUCGACGCCCUUCCAAGAGCCGCUCACAGGAGGCCGGUUGGGUUAAGCGGCCCCCAAACCCUCCAGGUGCUCAGAGCUGUACCCACCCGUGGGGUCUGUGGUUCAGUGCUGUACGGACUCCCCUCCAUCCUGUACCCCACGGCAUGCUGGGAACUGGACUGGGAUCAACUGGAAUCCAAUCAGGAGGAUUUCCACGCUGUGCGUCACUGUUUGCAGUCCCAGGAGCUGUCUCUCAUUGCAUGCAGCACCCAGCACCCUAUCACAUCGGCUCCUCAUGUCCUGUCUCAUUUUCUUAUUUCGGCCUCUGACACGGCUGCUCUACUCCUGCGUCCUGUAGCCUCCAGAGAGCUUCUCCUGCCCGUGGAUCCUGCUCCAAUUACCCACCCGGUGCCGGACAGAGCCCUGGUCAGAGCCCAGGGUGCUCUCCGCUGCCUUGUGGUUGAAUCCAUCUAUAACCCUCUCCUUAUGACCUGCAAUCUAUACCAACACCUUCAGCGCAUCUACAUCCAGCCUUCCCGUCACCAAGCACAGCCAAAGCAUGUGUCAGCAUCACGUGGACCUGCAGGAGGAGGCUCGAGCAGCGGGCAGGGGACACUAAGGCACAGGAAAGCCAGGGCCUCAGUCGCUCCUCUGCCCCUGGUGCCUCCAGCCCAGCGCAUCUUGAAGACCCGUCGUGAGGGUGAGACAGCUGUGGCUGACUUCAUGCAAGCUCAGGGCGACUUCCUCCCUGACGUCGAACCCACCGUCUCCAGUAGGUCCCAAUUCCGACUGAAAUGGGACCAAAAGUGAUAAAACCCAGUCCUUCCCGAGAUUUGUUUAUUAUGGGGCUGGGAAAUGGGGUAGAAAAUACCUUGUUAAUGAGACAAAAAUUAAAACCUCUCCUGUUCUCAGCCACCAUUUAAUCGCCGAGGGGUCUAUUCACUAAAGGGGCAGCUUCAGCUCCCACACUUCACUAUUCACUACAUCGGCUCCUCCAGCGAGAAGGGCUGAGCUGGCCCUGUAUAAUGUAUAAUUCAGUUAGGAUACUGGGGGGCCUUGCUUUGGUGAAUAAACCCAUUUAUGUUUUGUGACGUUGGCCACUUUCUGUUAUAGUCAUUAUUACUCCAAUGUCAUUGUAGUAUUGUUAUGUUGUUACUUUUGUGUCAUUAUAGCAUUAUGUUGUUACUCCUCUGUUCUUAAAUUAUUGUUAUGUUGUUACUCCUCUGUCACAUUAUUUUUUGUGAUGUUACUCCUGUGUUGGUACAGAGUUGUUAUAUUGUUACUCCUGUGUAGCCAUAGUGCUAUCACACCUCAU